Micropterus dolomieu (smallmouth bass) is the source of this 4403-nucleotide messenger RNA. It is a transcript of the gene ncor2, whose product is annotated as nuclear receptor corepressor 2. Gene Ontology annotation, molecular function: transcription corepressor activity. The transcript has 31 exons. The record is from RefSeq and is a predicted model, not a curated record. The coding region runs from base 327 to 4403 and encodes 1358 amino acids. Lineage: Eukaryota; Metazoa; Chordata; Actinopteri; Centrarchiformes; Centrarchidae. Gene Ontology annotation, biological process: negative regulation of transcription by RNA polymerase II.
GGCUUAGGGAGUAGUGCUACACCACAGUGUUGUGCUGGAACAGGCACGGCAUCGCUGAAAACCGCUAGCGGAACAAAUGAAAACGAAAACUACUAUUUGAUUUGGAUUAAUUCAGUGGCGAGACACCCAAUCGAAGCGAGAAGCUUUUUAAGAGAAAUUGGACCGACUGACGAAGAUUGGGACAUUACGCUACUGUACGAUAACACCGCCGAAUGCUUUCUCUUGCCCCGCUAAGGUUGCUGGCUAAGAGAAACGGCCGAUAAUGCACGGCAUCUGCUCUGGAGCCACACCUACUUCCUGCCUGUAGAGGAAGCGGCUGUGCCAGCAUGUCCUCUCAUCCCCAGUCUGUGCCACCGGGCCGGAGGACUGUGGACACACGGCACCUGCCAAACCCUGCCACCCUGCCACUGCAGCUGCAACGGGCACAUACGGAAGUGGGACUGGUUGACUACCACUCUCAUCAUGCCAGGGACUAUAGCUCCCACCUGGCCCAGCCCCAUCGCCGCCGGCCUUCCUUACUUUCAGAGUUUCAGCCUGGGAAUGAGAGAGGACAAGAGCAGCAUAGCCGCUAUGAGCAUAUCUACCUGCCAGAACCCAGCAGCCAAUCGGAGAUGGAGUAUGCGGAGAUCAAACGGCCUCGUUUAGAGAUGGGACCAGAGUCUCUGAUGAGGCCUUCAUCCCACCGACCACCAAUGCCUCUGGGAGGGGCUGAGGAUAUGGCAAAGGAUCGUGGAAGUUCCAUGGGGAAGCUGGAGCCAAUCUCCCCCGUGAGCCCAGUCCAUAUGGACCCGGACUUGGAUCUGGUGCCGGCCCGCUUCUCUAAGGAAGAGCUGAUCCAGAACAUGGAUCGCGUGGACAGGGAGAUCACCAUGGUGGAGCAGCAGAUCUGCAAGCUUCGCAAGAAACAGCAACAGCUGGAGGAAGAGGCUGCAAAGCCCCAUGAGCCAGAGCGGCCCAUCUCACCGCCACCCAGCGAGGCCAAGCACCGCAGCCUGGUGCAGAUCAUCUAUGAUGAGAACAGGAAAAAGGCAGAAGAGGCUCACAGGAUACUGGAGGGACUGGGACCCAGGGUAGAACUGCCUCUCUACAAUCAGCCUUCUGAUACCAAGCAGUACCAUGAGAACAUCAAAAUAAACCAGGCGAUGAGGAAGAAGCUCAUCUUAUACUUCAAGAGGAGAAAUCAUGCUCGUAAGCAGUGGGAACAGAAAUUUUGCCAGCGCUAUGACCAGCUGAUGGAAGCCUGGGAGAAGAAGGUGGAGCGCAUCGAAAACAACCCGCGGCGCCGAGCCAAGGAGAGCAAGGUGCGGGAGUACUACGAGAAACAGUUUCCAGAGAUCCGCAAACAAAGAGAGCUGCAGGAGCGCAUGCAAAGCCGUGUUGGGCAGCGAGGAGGUGGGCUGACUUCAUCUGCAGCUCGCAGUGAACACGAGGUCUCCGAGAUCAUUGAUGGGAUAUCAGAGCAUGAGAACACAGAGAAGCAAAUGCGACAGCUGGCAGUCAUCCCUCCCAUGCUGUUUGACGCUGAGCAGCAGCGCAUCAAGUUCAUCAACAUGAAUGGAUUGAUGGAUGACCCCAUGAAGGUGUACAAAGACCGGCAGGUUAUGAACAUGUGGAGCGAGCAGGAGAAGGACACUUUCAGAGAGAAGUUCAUCCAGCACCCCAAAAACUUUGGUCUGAUUGCAUCUUUUUUGGAGAGAAAGACGGUGGCAGAGUGUGUGCUCUUUUACUACCUGACCAAAAAGAAUGAAAACUAUAAGAACAUAGUGCGGAGGAACUACAGACGCAGAGGAAGAAGCCAGCACGGCCAGCAGCAGCAACAGCAGCAACAAGUGCACCGAAGCAGCCAGGAAGACAAGGAGAAGGAGGAGAAAGAGAAGGAGGGAGAGAGGGAUGAAGAAAAAAAUGAAGCUGAAGACAAGGAAGAUGGAAUGAAGGAUGACACCUCUGGAGAAGAUGCAGAGGACAAAGAACCCACUGUGGCUUUCAAAGGUCGACGCACAGCCAACAGCCAGGGGCGCCGCAAGGGCCGCAUCACCCGCUCUAUGACCAGUGAAGUGGAGGAGACCACCACACCGCCACUCAACAAUGAGCUUGCCAAUCUGGAAAUGAAUGAGAGCUCUCGCUGGACUGAAGAAGAGAUGGAAACUGCCAAAAAAGGCCUUCUCCAGUAUGGUAGGAAUUGGUCCGCCAUCGCCAAGAUGGUGGGAUCAAAAACCGUGUCACAGUGCAAGAACUUCUACUUCAACUACAAGAAGAGGCAGAAACUGGAUGAGAUUCUGCAGCAGCAUAAAAUGAAAUCGGAGAAAGAGCGAAAGGCCCGUCGUAGGGGCAAAACCCUGCAGAAUGAGGAGGCCAGUGCCCCGUAUGCAGCAGAAGAGGAAGAGAUGGAGGGUUCAGGAGCCAGUGGCAAUGAAGAGGAGGCCCCUGAAGAUGGAGAAGGUGGAGCUAACAACAGCUCUGACACAGAGAGCUUACCCUCACCACACUCAUCAGAGGACAGCAAGGCUAAGGAGGAAGGCUCGAGCAGGUCAAAGGCCAGCUCCAACAGCGGCGACAAGGAGGCAGGCGGGUCAGACAUGGGCCAGGCAGGGGAUGAGAAACCUCCUGUCAAGGAAGAUGCAGACUCAGCCAUCAAGCAGGAGAUAAAGACUGAGGCUGUGGAGCCCAACAAAGAGCAGCUGCAGCCAAUAUCACCCAGUGAUGCCACAGAUAAAAAACCUCCUACAGCAGAGACGGAGGAAAUCAAAAGCUCCACCAAGAGCUCCAAGAAGGAACAUGGGGCCAAAACGGGCUCCCAUGGGGACAGUGACUCUAGUGCCACUUGUAGUGCUGAUGAAGUGGAGGAGACCGAUAACACAGAUAAGAGCAGAAUUACUUCUCCACGGCCAAGCCUGCUGAACUACACUCAUGACGGGGUCAUAUCCUCCCCGCUGCAGAAGCCCAUGGACCUGAAACAGCUCAAACAGAGGGCUGCUGCUAUACCACCUAUUAUGCCAGAAGCCUCCAUGCAGGGCAGUCAGCGGAGUGGGGGUGGUAAGGCAGUGCGCCCUCCCCACGCCCUGGCACUCUACCAGCAACAGAUCACCAUGGCUCAUGGGGAGUCCUCUCAGGAGGUGCAGCAGCAGCAGCAGCAGCAGCAGCAGCAGCAGCAGCAGCAACAACAACAGCAGCAGCAGCUUUCAGGCCAGCCAGGCAAACAGCAGCUUUACACCACACAGGCAGACAGAGACAGGGAGGCUCUUCACAGCAGCAGCCCUCGUAUUCGCCCUCGCAGCCCCUCCACCAGUGACAAGGAUGAGCUGGAAGGCAACGAGAGGUGGUUACUGACCCUCCUGCAGGGAUUAAAAAAGUCCCGGGCUUUCUCUCCGCAUGGUGAGGCCAAGAAGCAGGCAAUGGGUCCUGAUGACCUGAGGACCUCUAACAUGGGUCGACAAGUUCUCUCCCCCUACCCCAUGUCCCCGCGAGACAUGGCCAAGAUCACUCAUGACCAGCACCUGCUCCACUUUAGCUCGUUCCAACAAGCAGGCCACCCCUCACUCUCCGGUCUGCCACAGGACAGUGGUAGGCUAGCAGCAGUGAGGCCCCUCACGAUGCCAGAGCCACCACCACUCAUUUCCUCCACCAAGCCAGGAGGCUCCAUCACACAGGGCACCCCAGUGCAGUUGCACAGCCCAGCCCAUGGGUUGGACCACGGGAAGAUGCCCCCCACACAGAUGGGCUUGUCUUGGAUGGAUCAGAGGAAAGUGGCAGGUUCUUUCCCCGUGAUAAAGCAGGAACAGUUGUCUCCUCGCAGCUCGUCCUCCCAAGCUGACAACCUGUCGACCCAGGGGGCGCCUCAUGAUAGUGCUGCUGGACGUGCUUCUAUUCAAGCUGUUCAGGGCGGUAGUAUCACUAAGGGCAUCCCAGGGACCAGAAUGCAUCCAGAUUCCUCAAUCUCCUACCGAGGGGGCUCCAUUACUCAGGGGACACCGGCCGAUGUGCUGUAUAAAGGAACCAUAACCCGUCUGAUCACAGAGGACAGCGUCAGCCGAGCUGAGAGGGAGCGAGAUGAGGCACCUUCUAAAGGCCAUGUGGUCUACGAGGGCGUCAGUGGGCACAUUGUCACUUACGACCGUGAGUACAUCAGCUUGGCUGCAUUCGCCUACGAGCGUGGACUGGAAGUUGAGGAUGCCAUCAUCUUCCUGCUCAAACGCAUCCACCUGGAUGUAGAUGUGAGGGUCAUGAUUUUUGACUUCUCCAGUGCUUUCAACACCAUCCGGCCAGACCUGCUGGGUGAGAAGCUGACAGCGAUGCAGCUCAGGGAGAUGAUAGAAAAACUGACAGAGCCACCCUCCCCUCUCACCCGACCAAGGCGAGCCCCGGACAGCAUCACCGACAUGCCCCGCAAGACAGAGCUGUCUUAG